AAGACAAAGGUUCUCAAAGCCCCAUGAUUCAAAAAUUCUCUCUCUUUCUCUCAAAAACUGGACUUUGAGAGAGAGAGCUUCCUCUCUACUUAAUCCAUAGGAGGAAGACUUCUCAAAGUUUUUACAAAGACCCUAUUUGGGAGCUUCAAGAGAAAAGAAAGUAAAAGAGAAAAGAGAGUAUCGUACUAGUACUACAAAGUGAUUAGAGAGAAAGUGAGAGAGAGAGAAAGGGAAAAUUUUUCUUUUUUGUUUUUCUGAGGAGGAGAGGAGGAGAUGAAUAGAGGGGUGUUGCAGAGCUUGCCGGUGCAACAGAUGUUGACCGGAAGCCCUAACUGGUGGAAUAUCAAUCAUAUGAGGCCGCCAUCCCAACCAUCUUCACCUUUCUUGAUUCCUCCUUCAAAUCUCUUCCCUCAGUACACACCACCUUCAGCAGCACCACCACCACCACCAUCCUCUUCUUCUUCUUCUUUGCUUCCUUUGUCAUCAUCCUCUUGGCAUGACAACAACCAGGAGCUUCCAGAGUCAUGGAGCCAAUUCUUCUUGGGAGGAUUGGUGGGUGAAGAAGAUAAGUCUGGUUUGAGCCAUGUUCAAGGUAAAAAGUUGGAGAAUUGGGAAGCACAACUAUUGCAGCAGGCUUCAAAUGCUCCAUCUGUGGAAAUCAAGCAAGAGAAUUCUGCAGCAAACAGCUAUGUGUAUGGCCUUGGAAAUGGAGAAUACCAUGCAGCAAAACCUACUUGGUCUCAAAUCAUGCCUGCCUCUUCUCCAAAGUCUUGUGUUACAAGUUUAGGCAGCAACAUGUUGGAGUUUUCUAGCAACAAGCUAGAUGGGAGGCAUCCACCGCCAGAUCGUUCCUCAGAGUGUAACAGCACUGCCACUGGUGGGGUAAUAAAGAAAGCUAGGGUUCAACCUUCUUCAACCCAAUCUACCUUCAAGGUGAGGAAGGAGAAAUUAGGAGAUAGAAUAACAGCCCUUCACCAGCUAGUUUCCCCAUUUGGCAAGACUGACACAGCUUCUGUCUUAUUAGAAGCAAUUGGGUACAUUAGAUUCCUUCAGAAUCAAAUUGAGGCUCUCAGCUUGCCGUACUUGGGCAGUGGAUCAGGAAACAUGUGGCAGCACCAACAGUCGGUUCAAGGGGAGAGGAAUUGUUUAUUUCCUGAAGACCCUGGCCAGCUGUUGAACGACAACUGCAUGAAGAAAAAAGGAGCUGCUGAGCAGGAUUCUCAUGAAGAGUCAAAGGACUUAAGGAGUAGAGGGCUGUGUCUAGUUCCGAUAUCAUGCACAUUGCAAGUUGGGAGCGACAAUGGUGCGGAUUACUGGGCACCGGCUCUUGGAGGAGGCUUCCGAUAGGUCAAAUUUUGUCACAGCACACUGGAAUGGAGCUUCAAGAAAUGAUAUAACAUCAUGAGCAGUCACUCUGCUGAAAACAAAUUAAGGCUGAUUGCUCAUGAUGCUAUGCAAAAUUCUUGAUUGGGAUUUAUAAGUGUGUUGUAACAUAAUAUAUAUAUAUAUAUAUAGGGCUUGAAAGUCCUAACUAAGACUAUCUAAUUUCAGUUUUCAGUUCUUGAUGAUCUUUGUUCCUUUUUAUGGCUAGUACAAUGGUUUCAUGUGUAUGCCAUUCUAGUAUUAUUAAUCAUUUGAUGCUUCCUAGGCAUUGAUCUUUUUCUCAUCA
This is a messenger RNA of Camellia sinensis, 1669 nucleotides long. Its product is annotated as basic helix-loop-helix (bHLH) DNA-binding superfamily protein. Gene Ontology annotation, biological process: regulation of transcription by RNA polymerase II. Lineage: Eukaryota; Viridiplantae; Streptophyta; Magnoliopsida; Ericales; Theaceae. Gene Ontology annotation, cellular component: nucleus. The record is from RefSeq and is a predicted model, not a curated record. Gene Ontology annotation, molecular function: protein dimerization activity; RNA polymerase II cis-regulatory region sequence-specific DNA binding; DNA-binding transcription factor activity, RNA polymerase II-specific.